Anopheles cruzii is the source of this 926-nucleotide messenger RNA. RefSeq names its product hydroxysteroid dehydrogenase-like protein 2. Gene Ontology annotation, cellular component: mitochondrion. The transcript has 4 exons. NCBI's taxonomy places the organism in Eukaryota, Metazoa, Arthropoda, Insecta, Diptera, Culicidae. Bases 66 to 926 code for a protein of 286 amino acids. The record is from RefSeq and is a predicted model, not a curated record.
CAGAGGCAACAACCUUCUGCCUGUUUCGUACAUUUGGUGUCAAAGUUCAGCGCAAACCACCCGCAAUGCAAAACACGGGGAAACUAGCCGGCCUAACGCUUUUCAUUACCGGUGCAUCUCGCGGCAUCGGCAAAGCGAUCGCUCUGAAGGCUGCCCGUGAUGGAGCCAAUAUUGUGCUGGCGGCGAAAACGGCGGAGCCUCAUCCGAAGCUAGCGGGAACCAUCUACACCGCAGCGGCCGAAAUCGAAGCCGCCGGUGGAAAAGCCCUGCCAUGCGUUGUCGAUGUGCGCAGCGAGGAAGCAGUGCGGGCGGCGGUGCAAAAAGCGGUCGAAACCUUUGGCGGUAUCGACAUAUUGGUCAACAACGCCAGCGCUAUUUCGCUGACCUCGACGGAGCAAACGGACAUGAAACGCUACGAUCUGAUGCAUCAAAUCAACACCCGAGGUACCUUCCUGGUCUCGAAGGAGUGCCUUCCGUAUCUGCGCAAAAGCAAGCAUGCACACAUACUGAACAUUUCGCCACCGCUCAGCAUGGAACCGCACUGGUUCAGCAAUCACGUGGCUUACACGAUGGCCAAAUACGGUAUGUCCAUGUGCGUCCUGGGCAUGGCAAGGGAGUACGCGGAGGCCAACAUUUCCGUCAAUGCGUUGUGGCCCCGAACGAUCAUCUAUACGGCUGCCGUUGAGAUGCUGCACGGCAAGGACUCGUUCGAGUAUUCAAGAAAGCCGGACAUAAUGGCCGACGCCGCUUACGCCAUCCUUUGCCGGCAGCCCGGAACGAGGACGGGCAACUUUUACAUCGACGACGAACUGUUGGCCCAGGAGGGAGUUACGGAUUUUAAACAGUACGCCUGCGUUCCGGGAAAUGACCAAGAGUUAACGCAAGAUAUAUACGUGAGCGCGAUAUUGACUAAGGCUAAGCUGUAG